CCCUCCCUCCCUCCCUAUAAUAAAUCCUCCCUUCUCACUUCCCUUCCCAAAAAAACAAGCUCCCCUUUUCUUUCAAAUAAUUAUUGCAUCCGUCCUUUCCCUUCAAACAAAACACCCCCCCUACAUAUAUGCAUAUCCCAAAGUUGUUCUCUUAAUCGGAAUUAUCAUGGGACGAUCACCCUGUUGUGAAAAGGCACAUACCAAUAAAGGUGCCUGGACCAAAGAGGAAGACCAACGCCUCAUUGACUACAUCCGUCUCCACGGUGAAGGUUGCUGGCGUUCCCUCCCCAAAGCUGCUGGACUGCUUAGGUGUGGUAAGAGUUGCAGGUUAAGAUGGAUAAACUACUUGAGGCCUGAUCUUAAGAGAGGAAAUUUCAGUGAAGCUGAGGAUGAACUUAUCAUCAAACUCCACAGUUUACUUGGAAACAAAUGGUCUUUAAUAGCUGCGAGAUUACCGGGAAGAACUGACAACGAGAUCAAGAACUACUGGAACACGCACAUCAAAAGGAAGCUUAUAAGCAGAGGAAUCGAUCCACAAACUCAUGGUCCACUCAAUCAACCCACCAACACCAAUAAAUCCACUGAAUUGGAUUUCAGGAACGUACCCAAAGCUUCAAAAUCCAACUUUGCUCCAAACCCAUCUCGGGAUUUCAAUUUCAAUGAAUUUCAAGUUAAGGCCAAAGCAGAAUCCAUUGAAGAAGGCACCUCUAGCAGCAGUGGAAUGACUACUGAUGAAGAACAACAACAACAACAAGAACAGGACAAGUAUGCAGGUAAUAGUCAAGAGUUAGAUUUGGAGCUAUCAAUUGGGAUUAGUUCAUCCGGAAAGAACAACAACUCAACUGGGGUUUCAACUGCUAACUCAGCCGAAUCCAAACGGCUGUUAGACAAAAGCAAUUUCCAGUUUCUUGGACAAGCUAUGGCGGCUAAAGCAGUCUGUUUGUGUUGCCAGUUAGGGUUCGGAACAAGUGAAAUUUGCAGGAACUGUCAAAGUACAAAUGGGUUUAAUACAUAUUGUUGACCUUGGGAUUCA
Messenger RNA from Gossypium raimondii (Peruvian cotton), 1033 nucleotides. RefSeq names its product transcription factor MYB8. Bases 167 to 1021 code for a protein of 284 amino acids. The transcript has 3 exons. The record is from RefSeq and is a predicted model, not a curated record. NCBI's taxonomy places the organism in Eukaryota, Viridiplantae, Streptophyta, Magnoliopsida, Malvales, Malvaceae.